AUGUCAGGUGAAUCGCGUGACUCAUCCAUCUCACAGCCACAACGCUCUCGAAAGCAGACAUUACAGAGUGUCCUCUUAAUCUAUCUCGACAAUGUGCAAUGUAAAUCCCUGCACCGCCAAGACCCCGAGGGUGCCGCCCUCACGAGCUCGAUCUUAUCACAAUUGGCUCGUGGAGUUGAGGUUGAUAACGGGGCCGGAGAAGGCCGAUGA
Penicillium paradoxum is the source of this 210-nucleotide messenger RNA. RefSeq lists its product as uncharacterized. The transcript has a single exon. The record is from RefSeq and is a predicted model, not a curated record. NCBI's taxonomy places the organism in Eukaryota, Fungi, Ascomycota, Eurotiomycetes, Eurotiales, Aspergillaceae. The coding region runs from base 1 to 210 and encodes 69 amino acids.